This is a messenger RNA of Penaeus vannamei (Pacific white shrimp), 3206 nucleotides long. RefSeq names its product cold shock domain-containing protein CG9705. Gene Ontology annotation, cellular component: cytoplasm. Gene Ontology annotation, molecular function: mRNA 3'-UTR binding. Gene Ontology annotation, biological process: regulation of mRNA stability. The record is from RefSeq and is a predicted model, not a curated record. Lineage: Eukaryota; Metazoa; Arthropoda; Malacostraca; Decapoda; Penaeidae.
AGAGAGAGAGAGAGAGAGAGAGAAUAUGUGUGUACGUGAGUGCGUGUGCGUGUGAAUGGUGAGCGAGACAGCAGCGCAUCACAGGGCGUCUACACUUCAGCGAGAGGCGUCACACUAACAAUUUCCCUCUUUUCCAGAGUCACACAUACAACUCCAGAUCAGCGUAAUGUCUUCCCCAAGUAGCCUGACCCCAGAUAGCCCAAACAAGGGCUUUCUGCUACAGGUGCCAUCCCCCAUUGUCACAAGACGAAGCCGCACAAAGUCCACGACGGAGAUUGCCAAUUCAAACCCAGAGGUUAAAGGAAAGGUGAAAUACUUCUGUCGAACCAAAGGCCAUGGCUUUAUCACACCAGAUGAUGGAGGAGUUGACAUCUUUUUGCAUAUUUCCGACAUUGAAGGAGAAUACAUUCCACUUGAAGGAGAUGAAGUUACUUACCGUCUGUGUCCCAUCCCACCGAAGCGUGAAAAGUAUCAAGCAACUCAUGUGCGCAUUGUCAACUUCACCCCGGAAGUCCACCAUCGUUGGGAUUGCUUGCCCUCUGAAGGACAUUAAAGGAACUUAUAUAUUUUAUUCCUCUCCCAGAUAAUUCCUGAAUAAUGAACCUGGUUGUGGUCAAUUAGGCGUAUGUUAGAAGAAAAUAUUAUUGAAUAGCCAGUUAGAAUAAUGGUGAUAUUGAGAAUGAUGAUAAUGAUAAUAAAAGCAAGGCUGUAAAUUAAUGUUAGCAUUAUUGUUGGUCAACUGAUGCCAACUGGUUGUAUUUAGUGAAACUUCAUGUGCCUGUUUUCUGCAUUUUUUUUACUCAGCUAGUUACAGAUAAAAAAGAUAAAAGAAAAUGUUAAUAUAACAAAUGAUUAAAGUAGGUAAUUUGAUUCAUGUAUAUAAUCAAAACCUUUGCCUUUAAGACAUGCUCUCAAAAUGGUUUACUGUUUUUCUUUAGGAAGAUAUCUUUGAAUAGUAAUGCUGAAUUAUAGGAAGUUCAAAUUCUACCUAAUAUAUAAUUAGAAUGUUUACUGAAUAUAUGGAGAUUAUGAACUUUUUCAGUGAAUGCUCAUGUACAGAAUUUUGUGAGCUUCAUUUUGCACAAUGUCAUACCAGAUAUAGAGGAAUGAAGUUUGCCGAGAUUAAUACAAAAAUAUAUUCCUGUGCCAAUAUUGACUUAGACAAUAUGUAUGUAAGGCAUUUUUAAAAAAGAUACUGUUAAAACACUCAAAACCUGAAAUUGCAUAUAUUCCCUUAGGUUUUUCUUAGAUUUUUCUUAGAACAAGGGGUAAGUGUGAAAAAUUUGCUUUGGUUUUGAUGGAAAGUUUAGCAUAUAAAUGUGUGUGUUGUCAGCGAUGUAUCAUAGUCUACCUGACUAGAAUAUGAACUUUUGCAAUGUGUUGUGGAAAAAAGGCAUUUGGCCCCUUUUUUCUUUGUUUAUUAAAACCUAAAUGUGAAGAAGAGGAGAAGGUAAAGUCUCUUCUGUUGAAAUGCAAAUAAUAUCAUGAAAGAUGCUUGCAGUGUAGAUUUGUUCGGAUUUGGCAGAGCUGCAUAGAGCUGACUUUCUUUUGAAUAUUAUUUCAUAAGUUUUUGGAAAUUAUGCUCAAUCAUUGCAUUUUAUUCAUUAUGGUUAAAAGGUUAUGGCGAAGGUACCCAGAAGCUGCAAUGAAUAGGUAGAUUGCAUAUUUGCAUUUGGUUUAAAGCUAGUUUUUGAUGGCUACCAAAAUGGCUGUUGUUUAUCAGUGACUGCUCCUCAGGGUGAACUCAAAGGUGUUUCAUGAUUAUAGGUACAUUCUGUAGGUUGUUUAUAUCAUAGUUUAGUUAUCAUUUGCAAUGUCAGAUACAUUAAUGCUAUAGAUUGGAGAGAUCAUUUGUACUUGGAGGUAUUAUAGGCAAAUAUCUCUUGUCCUUUGGAUUUUAGAAAGCAGUCUUUAGAUCCAAUGCAGACACACAAAAUCACUGGCACAAUAACUUGAUGACAGUAUAUUUAUUGCUGCAGUGAAUGAUGACAGAUUUUAUAAAGAUAAUGAUUUAGCGGGAGUUAACCAGGUUAAGGAGACUGUCCUAUUUCCCUGAACCAGUUCAGUAAUACUAGAUCAAAAUGCUAUUAUAAUACAUUAUUUGCAAUGGGUUUGUUAUCUAUUUAGCUUUGAUCCUUACUAUAGGAUAUCCUAGUAUGGUUAAAAUAUUGUACAAGAAGCUGUCAGUUGCAUGAAGUUGAAGUGCUUAUCUCUACCCAGUAGGCAUUUUGGCUUGAAAUAUGGUGCAUGUGUAAGUUGUAUGAGCAUAAUGCAUGUCCUGUUGGUGAAGAAGUGGGUUUGAAGCAGAAACACAAAUGUGAAGAUAACCAGAUUUCUCUUCUCCAUUAGGGACCCAGUAAAAAAUAUACAGUACAAGUAACAUUUUAAAAUUUGAUGUGCUUCAAAAAGCUGUCUUUUGACAAUAAAAGCAGCAUUCCUUUCUUGAGUGAGAAUAUUAUUAGUGGAUUUGCUAUGUAUGUAAUACCUGUGGAUAUAUCUGUGUAAUUCAGAAAAAGUUUGCAUGCAUAUAAGUGGAAUGUUGGCAGUGUCUGUCAUUUUCAUUAUCUUAAACAUUAUAUGAAUGAAAAUGAAUAUCUUUGUGUUUUGAUUAAAUCUUCAUCAGAAAUCCAUGUAUUUAUUAAUGAAGAUACAUCUCUUGCACUAUGAAUAUAUUCAUUAUCAUUUAUACCAUUCUACCUUUGUCACAGUAAACUGUUCAUUAAGUAUUAAGUUUGCCUGACUAAUCCAUAGAUAUGCAUAAUGUGGUCAGUAUCUGUUGCUUCUGACUGCAGUUUUAAAGUUGCUAAUUAUGGUUACUAGAAUGUUUUGUUCCUCAAGAGAUGCAGAUUCUUGCACAUUCUGUCUCUGUUUUGUUAAUAAGUUGCCAAAGCUUAAAGUUAGAAUAGAUUUAUUUUUUGUGUACAUUUUGUUUCUUUUUGUAAAUUAAAGUUGUUUAUGCACAAAAUUUAUUAGAGUUUACUGCUGUGUUACUGAAUAUUGUGUAAUAUUUAAUUUGUUUUAAUUCUGUUCUAUUUGAUUUUAAUUAUGAUCGGGCGAAUUGGUGUUAUGUGGUUAUAUGAAAAUGUUAAAGCUGUAAUAUGUGUUCUAGUUUUAGUUUAAAAUGUAAUGUGGAUUUAGCACAAACUGUAACUCCUAUAAUGUUUUCAAGGAGUUCCUAUAACAAUAAAAACUUUUUUUUGCAACAA